UUCCUGCCUUCAUCCGCGGGGGUACGUGCUACAGGGCCCGUUGAGAGUAUUAGCAACACCAGUUGAAUGGACAACCUCAAAUUGUUUGAGCAAUCUCGUCUGCUAUGGCGCCCACCAAACCCAUCCCGAACGCGUGUCGAGGCAUUCAGAAGGUUCGUCAAUCACAAGCACGGUCUGCGACUCAAGGAUUAUGAAGAUUUUCACGCGUACUCAGUACAAGAUUAUACAUUCUGGCUCGAUCUGUGGGAAUUUCUAGGGAUUACAAGUAGUAUUCCACCAGAUCCGUUGAGAAUUGUAGAGCCCGGACGAGCUCCUUAUCUCCCUAAUUGGUUUCCAGGAGCUCGUCUAAACUAUGCAGAGAAUCUUCUCUGCCGAUCGGAUGACGGCAUUGCAAUAACAUUUGCUCGUGAAAAUGCUCUAGAUUCAGGUAUAGAUGCGAAGGAACGCUCUCGCAGGAUACAGGACGUGACCUGGCGAGAACUCAGGAAGAUGGUUGGCCAAUUGACGGCCGGGUUGAGAGCGGAGGGCGUAACAAUCGGUGAUAGAGUUGCAGCCAUUCUUAUGAAUUCACCGAUUGCUGUUGCUCUGGCACUUGCUGUGUCCGCAGUCGGUGGCAUCCUUUCGCCGACUGCGCCUGACAUGGGAACGCAAGGGAUUCUUGAACGUUAUCGUCAAAUUCGGCCGAGACUCUUGGUGGCGGAGACCAGUGCAAUUUACACAGGAAAGUCUAUGGAUUUGCUACCUAAAUUACGUGAAGUGGCCAGGGCUUUGAGUGAUUAUGAUCUUAAGAAGGUCGUCCUCGUGCCUGGCGCGGCGGCGACCUCUACGGGAAUACGUGAUGUGCCGUUAAGUGUGACGCUUGACGAGUUUGUGGCAUCCGGGUUGUCAUAUAGCGGUGCUCUGACGUUUGAGCAAUUACCUUUUAAUCAACCGCUAUACAUCCUUUUCUCUUCAGGCACUAGUGGUCCUCCGAAGUGUAUCGUUCACUCUGCUGGAGGCGUCCUGCUACAAAACAAGAAAGACAAUGCACUGGGGUUUGGUAUGGGCGUUGAUGACACGUACUUUCAAUUCACGACAACAGGCUGGAUGAUGUGGCCGUUCAUGCUGGCUGCUCUCGCGGGCGGGACGCGCCUCAUUGCCUAUGAUGGAUCCCCUUUUUAUCCCGAUGUCAAAGAAUUUCUAAAGUUCGUUAGCGAGCAGCGCAUAACAGUAUUUGGAACAAGCCCUCGGUUCUUGUCUGAGUUGCAUUCACGAGGAAUCCACCCACUCGAUCUCGCACCUUUCGAUUCUCUUCGUAUCCUCUUUUCGACCGGUUCUGUUCUUACUGCUCCGAUGUUCGAGUGGACUCAGCACGCGUUUGGAGAAAAUGUACAUGUUCUUUCCGGGUCUGGAGGAACGGACAUUUGUGGACCAUUCGUCGGCGGUGUUGAGAGCCGUCCUGUAUACAGCGGAGAGAUUCAGGGCAAAUGUUUAGGAAUGGCCGUUGAAAUCUUUGAUCCUGAAGGUAGAAAUAUUGAGAACACUGGAACACCAGGAGAGCUUGUUUGCACGCGCCCUCAUCCAAGCCUACCAGUCAGCUUUUGGAACGACAACGAUGGUGAGAAGUUGCGUAAAGCUUACUUUGAUACGUAUCCAGGUGUCUGGAGGCAAGGAGACUUCCUUGCCCUUAAUCCACGUACAAAGGGUCUGAUGAUUCUCGGGCGCAGUGACGGUGUCCUAAAUCCGUCCGGAGUACGCUUUGGUUCGGCCGAGAUUUAUGCAGUGCUGGAAUCGCCGCCGCCCCCAUACCAGUUUUCGCAAGCUAUUGCUGAUGCUUUGUGUGUUGGCCAACGUCGUGAUAGGGAUAAGGACGAGCGUGUCCUCCUGUUUCUGCUGAUGCGCCCUGGACACAGGCUAACAUCCGAGCUCAAGAGAGAUAUCCGAGAAUCAAUCAAGAAGGCUCUCAGCGCAAGGCACGUACCCGCCUAUAUCUUCGAGGUCGACGACAUUCCGUACACUGUAAACAGUAAGAAGAUCGAGAUUGCUGUUAAGCAGAUUGUCUCGGGCUCGAAGUUGAAGCCGAGUGGAACCGUUGCAAAUCCAGAGUCACUCAAACAGUAUUACAGAUUCUAUGAGAUAGAAUUACUGGAUGAAUCUGGUCAUCCUGUAACAGAUCAGAAAGCAAAGCCUAAGCUGUAGUCUCAAUAAAAUAAUUGGAUUUUUU
Messenger RNA from Fomitiporia mediterranea MF3/22, 2203 nucleotides. Its product is annotated as acetoacetyl-CoA synthetase. Gene Ontology annotation, cellular component: cytosol. Gene Ontology annotation, biological process: lipid metabolic process. Bases 67 to 2178 code for a protein of 703 amino acids. The record is from RefSeq and is a predicted model, not a curated record. Lineage: Eukaryota; Fungi; Basidiomycota; Agaricomycetes; Hymenochaetales; Hymenochaetaceae. Gene Ontology annotation, molecular function: acetoacetate-CoA ligase activity. The transcript is spliced from 14 exons.